Paramormyrops kingsleyae is the source of this 511-nucleotide messenger RNA. NCBI's taxonomy places the organism in Eukaryota, Metazoa, Chordata, Actinopteri, Osteoglossiformes, Mormyridae. The record is from RefSeq and is a predicted model, not a curated record.
UAACAUCCCUGCCUUCCUCGCCCUCUGCCCAGGCCUUCAGCAAGAAGAAGAUCGACGACCGAAAGGAGUGGCUCACCAACUUCAUGGAGGACAGGAGGCAGCGAAGGAUGCAUGGCCUGCCGGAGCAAUUUUUAUACGGCACGGCGACAAAGCACCUGUCCUACAACGACUUCAUCAACAAGGAGCUCAUCCUGUUCUCCAACUCUGACAACGAAAGGUCCAUCCCGUCCCUCGUCGACGGCCUAAAGCCCGGCCAGAGGAAGGUGCUGUUCACCUGCAUGAAGAGGAACGACAAGCGGGAGGUGAAGGUGGCCCAGCUAGCCGGCUCGGUGGCUGAGAUGUCCGCCUAUCACCACGGGGAGCAAGCGCUGAUGAUGACCAUCGUGAACUUGGCCCAGAACUUUGUGGGCAGCAACAACCUGAACAUCCUGCAGCCCCUGGGUCAGUUUGGCACCCGGAUUAACGGCGGUAAAGACGCUGCCAGCCCUCGUUACAUCUUCACCAUGCUCAG